Messenger RNA from Lutra lutra (Eurasian river otter), 3995 nucleotides. RefSeq names its product sphingomyelin synthase 1 (gene SGMS1). Gene Ontology annotation, cellular component: Golgi membrane; endoplasmic reticulum membrane. The record is from RefSeq and is a predicted model, not a curated record. Gene Ontology annotation, biological process: ceramide biosynthetic process; sphingomyelin biosynthetic process. The transcript has 13 exons. NCBI's taxonomy places the organism in Eukaryota, Metazoa, Chordata, Mammalia, Carnivora, Mustelidae. Gene Ontology annotation, molecular function: ceramide cholinephosphotransferase activity; sphingomyelin synthase activity. The coding region runs from base 1144 to 2445 and encodes 433 amino acids.
CAUGCUCGGCAGCCCCAAGGCUCGCGGUGGCAAGUCGGAAGCGUUCGCACCAGCGAGGCAGCGACCCGGCAGCGGCGGCCGCGGGCAGGACGGAGCGGGUGGAGCGGGUGGAGCGGGCAGGGCGGGCCGGGAGGGGCAGCCGUCUCCCUCGCGCACGGCGAGCCAGCCGGAGAGCGCGAUCCCGCUGCGGAGCCCGGACGCUGCCCUGCCCCGGAUUUCAGUGCGCGGCGGGGGGCUCGGCGAGCGGAAUUCCUGCGGCGGCCGCGACUCCCGUGCAAGGUGAGGCAGCAUGACCAGCCCCGAAUGUGCCCCUGGGCAUUAGCCAUUCGCUUUACUUUAGGAGAAAGAAGACCACCGUCCGCUUGAGAGGCAAAGCCUUAGUGACCGAAGAACGGUAGAUCUUCUGAAUUUCGAGGGCAGUGAAGUAGGAGCAUAGCAGAGGGCGUACGAAAGACAACACGUUGGAAGGAAGAUUGAUAAGACAAAAGCAACAUGAUUCAGGGUCACCACUGAGAUCUUUGGGGGUUUCCCAGAAGCUUGUGGUUGGGAACGUCAUGAAGGAAGAGACAGGAGCCGGCCUGAGGAAGCGUGCGUGAGAAUAACGUGGAAGGAGCCCAUCGGUAGAUGCAGAAGGGCUGCUUUAGGAGGCCUGGAAACUGAGUUUUGGAAGGAUUCAGUAACGGACAGCCACUCCGCGGGGCCUGUCUGUCCAGCCCGAGUCAGAUCCUUCUCCACUGUCCAUGGUUUUGAAAGUCUUCCGCGCUGAGUGACCAGCCUAGAAAGCUCUUGCCGGCCGGUGAGCAUGGGGCUCCUUCCUCUUGGUGUUGGGUUCAGUCUCUUAUGUCCCUGACUCUGAGUCCUAUACUCCUAACUUAUUGAUGUUGGUGAUGGAAGUGAGCUGGAGCAGUGGGAGAAGCUGGUAACUUCUCAGAAGCCAAGAUGACAAGAAUUGUUUUAAAUAAUCAAAGGAAGACGGCCGGGGCGCCAUGAGGUGAGCGCGCCGGCCCCGAGAGCCCCCGAGAGCGGUGUGCGGGCUGCGGGAGCGAGAGCGGCCCCGCACGUCUGGCCACGCACGUCCCCGGCAUGAGGCCGGGCAGCAUGGGCGCGCCGCCGCGGGACCGCUGACCCCCGCCCGCCGGGACCAUGAAGGAGGUGGCGUACUGGUCCCCCAAGAAGGUGGCAGACUGGCUGCUGGAGCACGCCAUGCCCGAGUACUGUGAGCCCCUGGAGCACUUCACGGGCCGGGACCUGAUCGGCCUGACCCGGGAGGACUUCACGCGGCCACCCCUGUGCCGCGUGUCAGCCGACAGCGGGCAGCGGCUCCUGGACAUGAUCGAGACCCUGAAGGUGGAGCAGCACAUGGAGGCGCACAAGAACGGCCAUGCCAACGGGCACCUGGGCGCAGGUGCGGCCGGCCCCGGCCUCCAGGCCAAGCCCAACGGGGUGCCCAACGGCUAUAGGAAGGAGAUGAUCAAGAUCCCCAUGCCGGAGCCGGAGCGCUCCCAGUACCCCAUGGAGUGGGGCAAGACGUGCCUGGCCUUUCUGUAUGCGCUGGCCUGCUUCGUCCUCACCACAGUGAUGAUCUCGGUCGUCCACGAGCGAGUGCCUCCCAAGGAGGUGCAGCCCCCGCUGCCGGACACGUUCUUCGACCAUUUUAACCGAGUGCAGUGGGCCUUUUCUAUCUGUGAAAUUAACGGCAUGAUCCUCGUAGGACUCUGGCUAAUUCAGUGGCUGCUCUUAAAAUACAAAAUUGGACUUUCAAGCUACCGACUAGGAAAAAGCCCUGGGGAGUCUCUGCAUUUGUGUCAGACUUCACUGCAAAACAGGUCCAUCAUCAGCAGAAGAUUCUUCUGCAUCGUCGGCACACUGUACCUGUACCGCUGUAUCACCAUGUACGUGACCACCCUCCCGGUGCCCGGCAUGCAUUUCAACUGCUCUCCGAAGCUUUUUGGAGACUGGGAAGCGCAGCUGCGGAGAAUCAUGAAGCUCAUCGCCGGCGGUGGCCUCUCCAUCACCGGCUCCCACAACAUGUGUGGGGACUACCUGUACAGCGGGCACACCGUCAUGCUCACGCUCACCUACUUAUUUAUCAAAGAGUACUCCCCGCGACGACUCUGGUGGUACCACUGGAUCUGCUGGCUUCUCAGCGUGGUUGGGAUCUUCUGCAUCCUCUUGGCGCACGACCACUACACUGUGGACGUGGUGGUGGCCUACUACAUCACCACGAGACUCUUCUGGUGGUACCACACGAUGGCCAAUCAGCAAGUGCUAAAAGAAGCCACCCAGAUGAACCUGCUGGCUAGGGUGUGGUGGUACAGGCCGUUCCAGUACUUUGAAAAGAAUGUCCAAGGAAUCGUGCCUCGCUCGUACCAUUGGCCCUUCCCCUGGCCAGUCGUCCACCUCGGCAGGCAAGUCAAGUACAGCCGCUUGGUGAGCGACACGUAACGGCGCACGAGGCGGGCAAGCGAGGAGCUGUCUGAAGUGCUAGAACUGCACAAGAGAAGAUGCCAUGAACACACCUCCCUGACCCCGUUCUCCUUCAGCAGUUCCCUUGACUUAACCUAUUGAGUUACCUGGUCAGCACUGUGAUCUUUUUUUCUCUCCAAAGGACCUGCGUUGGACAACAAUAAAGAAAAUCUAACCUAUCAUGCACUGUACACAUUUUCCUGUUCAUAAGUUUGGGAUUUCCAUAACCUGCGACCACCAUGUUCCUUUGUAUAUGAUGCAACAGCAUAAAUGUAAGCUUUUAUAUCAUCAGUUCUGGUCUUUCCAGGCACAUCUGGAAAUAAAGCGUAUUAUUUUCUUGGGAAAACAUACUUUUCAUAUCUCUUGCCCCAAAGAUUGGGCUGUAAGCCAUUUUCUAGCAAAUGUCUCUAUGAAGGUUUCUAAGUACCUGAAUGGGGUUCGAUUCUGAAAUCUUUCUACCUGUUGCACCGAUAUUCAAAUAAAAAUGACAGACACAGAAAGGUUCGGUAACUUUGGGUUUUGUAAAAAUCAGCAGAGAGAGUGUGUCAAAAAGUGCAAAAAAAAAAAAAAAAAGAUUCUGUUAUAAAGUGAUUUUCUAAGUAUUUCCUAACUUUAUUUUUCAAAAUAAUGUUAUGAAAACCAAAUUUAAAGAUUUUUACAUGUCAGAGAGAAGAGAGUUAAAAUUUAAAAAUGCUUCUUGGGAGAGAAAUUUGUCUAUGUUUAUAGUGCCUUUCUUGUCUUGAUUGUAUGGUCAGUAGGCAAUCUUAAAUGUUUUUAUUUAAAAUAAAAUAUUCCAUGGAAAUAUAAAUGUAUGUAUACACUACUAAAUUUUGCAUUUAUAGCUAAAUUAAAUCAGAAGACUGCUUAUGGUUUUUAAAUCGCUAUGAAUUAGAGGAUGGGGGAGUUAAUUAGAAAGUCAGAGCCUGUUCCCAUAUUGUGAGCAGGUGGCAAUGACACAUAUACCACUUAAAUUAUUUUAUCAUCUAUUUGGUAGUUCGAUUUUAACUAUACAAUGAAAACAGCCAUGAAAACUUUGUUUUUAAAAAGAGAGUUUUGAAAAUGAUCACUUAACUAAAACUUGAAAGCUCUAAAUUAGUUAUCCGUACUCUUAUGACAAUUUUGUUGGUGAACAACAAAACAGAGAUCUAUUUCUUUAAAAUAUAUUUGUGCAGAAACUGCAUGUAACUCGAAGUUUUACUCCCAACAUGAGUAUGUUUGGGGAAGUAUUCUCUUCUAUACUUGCCAAUGUGGAGAACAAAAUAGUUUUUUAAGAAUGAAGAAGUAUAUAUAUCCAUUCUGUAUUUUACGCGGCAGAAUUAUCUUCCGUAGGGUUUUUUUGUGAAUUCACAAGGUGAUAUUUGUAUUGUAAAACAAUAAUGGUGAAGGAAAUAAAAAAGGCUUUUAAAAUUUUGUUUGUUUUAAAUAUUUGUAAAGUUAUUAUUCCAGAGAGUACACUGAUAUCUUAACGGCUUACCUAGAUCAUAAAUUAAUCAAAAUGCACUUUUUAAUAAAACCUGAUACUUAAAAUA